CAAAUGUAUGACUGAGCACGGCGGAGAGCCCCUGUGCGGACGUCUGACGGACCUGCUUCUUAUCUCUCUACACGCAUUUUUCCCGCAGCGUUCCUUGCCUAACCUGUUUUUCCACUCCUUCACUUCCCUCAGAAGACGGAGAUACCGGAAGUGACCGUGCGUAAAGGCGUUUUUCUGGUUAUUGCAGGAGAUUUAGUGGAGCGGGACAAACGAGGAGCGGGCGCCCGACAUGAACGGCUUUGUUGUGUCGGUGCUGCUGCUCUGCGCAGCAACAGGUGUGAGUGGAUUCUCUGUCUCUUCCAGUAACACAAAUGUGCAGGUGAAGGAGGAUCAAGAGGCAGACCUGACCUGCUCUUACACGGCAGACUUCGGUCCAAAUGUCAGGCUUGAGUGGAAGUUUAAAGACGACAAAGGAUCCCAAGCAUACGUGUAUUAUGGUGGGAAACCAACCGAGCCCUAUGCCAGUCGUGUGUCUAUUUAUGGUCAGGCUAAUAUGAGACUUUCCAAAGUGACCCGUACCGAUAAUGGCACAUAUAAAUGUGAGGUGUCCGGCAACCAACAGUUUGGGGAAAUCUCUGUUUCGCUGACUGUUCUGGUGCCCCCUUCUGUGCCCAUGUGUAAAAUCCCAACAUCUGUGACGACCGGUAAGGCGGCCAUAUUGUUCUGUCACGAUCCGGUUGGGUCCCCAGCUCCUACGUAUCAGUGGUACAAAGACAAAACCCUUCUUCCUGCUGACCCCACCAAGAAUUCUAACUUUAGGAACGCCACCUAUAGGCUUGAUCAAGCAAAGGGCACACUGGAAUUUCUCCGAGCUUCCCUGACAGAUGCCGGUGAAUAUUACUGUGAGGCUACCAACAGCGCUGGUCCUGCACAAAGUUGUCGGGCUGUGAAAAUGGAAGUUCGUGACUUGAACACUGGAGGUAUUGUUGCAGGAGUGCUAGUGGCCCUGCUGCUUUUGGUGUUGCUGAUAGUUGCUGUUUGGUUUGCCAAAAAGAAAGGAUAUCUGGAUAACUUGACUGAAAGCUUCACAAACAAACCAAAGCCCAGCUCGGUCUACCACACUGCUGCAUCCAAUGAUGAAGCUGAUGAUGGGGAAUUCAAGCAGAAGUCAUCAUUUGUGGUGUAGGCAGCCAACUGCUGGCAUUGAACGCUGGCUUAAACGGCCUUCACCUGACUUUUUUUUUUUUCAGUCUCAUGUCCUUAACUUUUACUCCACUUUGAUUUAUUUUUCUUUCAUGUGUUUUUAUUUUUAAACCACUCCCACUGGUUUGAGUCACGUUUUUUUUCUUUUGAGGAAAAAGAACAAGAUUUGUUUUUAUUACUUCAACACUUUCUUUGUAAGGGUUAUAGUUAAGGGAGCCUUAGUUUCUAGUCCCCCACUUUCUAAUGCCCAGGGGGCUUCUACAUGUAUGUGAAGAUGUUUUUAAGUUAUUUUAUUUCUGAUUAAUCAUUUUAAGAACCUAAAUCAUUUGUACCAAUACACGAAAAAACUCAUAAAUUUGAGAAAAGUAAUAAGUCUUAAUCUUUCUUUUUUAAUAGCAAUUUGGCCACUCAUGCAUCAUGAAAUAUUUUUCAACAGCCUUAUAUUUUGUCUUAACAAUGUUCCCAGAUCUAUUUAUUGACAUUAUUUUUGCUAACGAGACUAAAAUAACAUUAAUUCCAAUUUUUUUUAAUCCAUUUCAGAGUGCAUUACUGUAAGCUAUAAAACUAAAAUUUAUAUUCAUUUUUCUACAUUAAAAAUGGAAAUUGCACAGUGUAUGAUGAACAAAUCAGAACUGUUAAAAAAAAAAAAAAAACGGGUUUUCUGCAGUUUGAUGCCAAUUGAACAGCAGGUUCUAAACCAUGAACAAUCAAUUGCACAAAACUUGAAUAACAAGGAAAAACUUAUGGCAUAAAGAAAUGUUUGUUACUAUGAAAAUUACUGCUUUUCCACACAUGAGAAGCAAGACACAACAAUUGAUUUCCUUGUCAUUUGAAUUUUACUUAAAUUAAACAUUGGUUUGGAGGUGACAAAGACAAUUUUAAAAACUAAUAAUGAUUUGGAUUUAAUAUACAUUUCUGCUAAGUUAGCAUUAGGACCAUUUGAGAGUGGGGAUUUAAUAGUGAAAUACAAGCAGUUGUUAAAUAUUUGGUCAAAACUUAGAGUAAACCUCUGUAAGUUAUAACUUCAGUAGUUUAGGCUUAAAAGUAUCGCAUGCAAGUUAAUUGUUGCACGCUAAAAUUUUAAUGCAUAACAUUAUUUUGUAUUUACGCCUAACUAAUAGUUGCUUACAAGGAGGACUUUUGCUUGCACUCUAAUGCAUAGAAUACACAUUUUUAAAAUGUUUUUUUUUUUUUAAAUAUCUUCAUCACUGGUGUACAUUAUCCAACAUUGCACAUUUUCUUUUUUAAUGAAACUUUACUGCUUUUUUCAGGAUUUUUAGCGGAUCUUAACUUUAGCUAUCUUGCCUAACUUUAGAACUUUAAAAAGUUUUUUUUUUCUGAAGAUGAAAAUUUAUCUUUUGUCGUUUCUACACGAACCUUUGUGACUUAAAUAUCUACAUGUAGAGGUUUUAGAUUUUAUCUGAAAAACUUGUUUGUUUGUCUUGCUGUGUUCAAAUUCUCAGGUUUUUGCAUAGAGUACUUUAAAGUAGUCUGACAGUACAUGUCAUGUGUGAUAUUUGAUGUUUAAAUGUAGAAACAAAUUUUCUACAUAGUUUUUCCUAUAAAUAAAAGUUGAACCUGGUUGUAACUUUUACUGUAUAUAGCAACACAAAUAUAAUAAACAUGCUGGAAUACUGCAGU
This is a messenger RNA of Oryzias latipes (Japanese medaka), 2784 nucleotides long. Lineage: Eukaryota; Metazoa; Chordata; Actinopteri; Beloniformes; Adrianichthyidae. The record is from RefSeq and is a predicted model, not a curated record.